UUGUGUUACAGUGUUGCAAAAUGGCGACUGUCAUUCAGAAUCCGCUGAAAGCGCUGGGUGACCAGUUCUAUAAAGACGCUAUUGAGCACUGCCGCAGUUAUAACGCCCGUCUCUGUGCCGAGCGCAGCAUACGCAUGCCGUUCCUCGACUCCCAGACCGGCGUAGCUCAGAACAACUGUUACAUAUGGAUGGAGCGGCGCCAUCGGGGUCCAGGUUUGGAGGCAGGUCAGAUGUAUACCUACCCUGCCCGGUGCUGGAGGAAAAAGAGGAGACUUCACCCCCCUAUAGAUCCUCAGCUACGUCUGUGUGAGCUCCGUAUCGAGGCUGAGCUGAUGCCUAAGCGAGACUCAGCCCCUGCUGAGGCCACAGCUCUGGAGGCACUGCUCCGAGGAGAGAGCCUCCUGGACAAGAAGAACAACAGCUCAAAGGAGGAGGAGACCCUACUGGAGAUUCAGAGGGUGCUUGAAGCAGAGGAAAAUGGGGACGGUUACCAUGACGAUGAUGACUUUGAAGUGGACACUCCGAAAAGGAAGCACCGGACCAAAGGCAGGGGUCGAGGUUCUGGACGAAGGAGAACUGAAGCACUGUCUAAUGAUGACCAGGAUAAGCCUUACGUCUGUGACAACAGAUACAAACAAAAGCAUAACUCAAAAACUGCAGACUCAGUAUGCGGGAAGCGCUACAAGAACCGGCCUGGUCUGAGCUACCACUAUGCCCACACUCACCUGGCAGAGGAAGAGGGCGAGGAAGAGCGAGAGGCAGAGAUGCCACAGUCACCCCCCACCCAAAAUGCGGACAAUCAUAAACCGCAGAAGGGGCCUGACGGCUCCAUCAUUCCCAAUGACUACUGUGACUUCUGCCUGGGAGACUCCGGCUCCAACCGGAAGACGGGUCAAGCUGAGGAGCUGGUCUCGUGUUCAGACUGUGGUCGCUCCGGUCACCCGACCUGUCUGCAGUUCACAGAGAAUAUGAUGCAGGCUGUGCAGACGUACCAGUGGCAGUGCAUCGAGUGUAAAUCCUGUAGUCUGUGUGGCACCUCAGAGAAUGAUGAUCAGCUCCUGUUCUGUGACGAUUGUGACCGUGGAUACCACAUGUACUGCCUGAAACCUCCCAUGACUCAACCUCCUGAGGGAAGUUGGAGUUGUCAUUUGUGUCUGGACUUGCUUAAGGAUAAAGCCUCAGCCUACGGAGAGCCCUAGAGCUGCUAGUCAGCUCACCUUUUCCCCGUCAUGGAGCUUCCUUUAGAAUGCACACAUAAACCAAACAACCAAACCCACCCACACACACCUACACACACACACACGUUCAUAAACGCACACACAGCAGCAGCAGGCUCAGGGCAGAUGUUCACUGUUAUUUUGCAUCACAGUGCUUCUCAUUUUCCAGUUCUGGAUUGACGGAGGGGAGAGAGAGAGUCCUCAUAUCCCAACACCAUUUUUCAGAGCUACAGCAGCAGUCUUAACUGGAUAUAAGCAAUCAAUUCUCUACCUCAAAACUUCGUUUUCACUCACAUGUUCAUCCAAAGCAGGGUUACUUAAGGACAACACAGACCUAAGACAAUUUUACCCACUCUAUUAAACCCAUAUGCAUCUCAAUAGUAUGACUCUACAGCACAGCAGGACUUUGGGCAGUACAUUUAAAACAGAAAAAAAAACUUAUGACGUUCUUCCCUUAUUUUAUUUACUAGAAUCAAGUUUUUGUUACAAAACACUAUUCUGAAAUCUUAUUUGUUUCAGUUCAGUCUGGUUUAUAAGUAGGGAUGUGAAUAUAGUAAAAAAAGAAUUACUUAAAAUCUUGUUUCCUUUUGUACAGUCAGUUGCUGAGACUGCCGAGAUUUCAUGAAUGAAAAGUGAUUUUAUAGACAUUGUUCUUUAUCAUAACUGCCAUAUUUGAAGUCUUCUUGAUAUCUAUGAACUGAUAACAAAGUUAAUGACAGCUGAUAUAUGUCAGUAUAAAGUAAUAUGACACCAGAACAACUGCAUUGAAGAUAUUCACCCAUUAACUGCAAUGCCACAUACAAACACUUCUGUAGCUUUAAAAAAACACAGCAUGCACAGAAUACCACAGCACUCAGAUUCAAACACUACACUGAGAUUUCUUACUCUGUUUUCAGACAGUGCAGCAUAAUGGGUGCACUUACAGACACACACACACACACACACCCUAUAUAACAUUUCUAUCUGUGGUACUAAGAAUGAUUUAAAAGAAAGCUCUAGAACACUAUAGAAAAAAGGUUGACAUUAUCACCAGUUUUAUUUUCUCUUUAACUCUUUUGUGAACAUCUUUCAAAGAUAUGGGCAAGUCUUGGACAAAUACAAAAACAUCAAUGACAAAAAUGAUUCUAUAGAUUGCACUGAAUGCUUGUGGUUUAGUGAUGAAGAUCGUGUGAUUAUAGUAUUAGACUGUUAGAUAAUAAAAAAUAAUUCUUGU
Messenger RNA from Chanos chanos (milkfish), 2430 nucleotides. RefSeq names its product double PHD fingers 3 (gene dpf3). Bases 21 to 1199 code for a protein of 392 amino acids. The record is from RefSeq and is a predicted model, not a curated record. Gene Ontology annotation, biological process: nervous system development. Lineage: Eukaryota; Metazoa; Chordata; Actinopteri; Gonorynchiformes; Chanidae. The transcript has 12 exons. Gene Ontology annotation, cellular component: nucleus; nBAF complex.